Lipotes vexillifer (Yangtze River dolphin) is the source of this 1067-nucleotide messenger RNA. It is a transcript of the gene UBXN1, whose product is annotated as UBX domain protein 1. Gene Ontology annotation, molecular function: K48-linked polyubiquitin modification-dependent protein binding. The record is from RefSeq and is a predicted model, not a curated record. Bases 90 to 983 code for a protein of 297 amino acids. Gene Ontology annotation, cellular component: cytoplasm; nucleus. The transcript is spliced from 10 exons. Lineage: Eukaryota; Metazoa; Chordata; Mammalia; Artiodactyla; Lipotidae. Gene Ontology annotation, biological process: negative regulation of protein K48-linked deubiquitination; negative regulation of protein ubiquitination; negative regulation of proteasomal ubiquitin-dependent protein catabolic process.
GGGCACUUCCGCUUCCUCUAGGCUUUCUUCUCGUCGGUGUCCAGGGCCGGUCCGGAGCCAGUCCCCGCGGAAGCGGCGGUGGCGGCGUCAUGGCGGAGCUGACGGCUCUGGAGAGUCUCAUCGAGAUGGGCUUCCCCAGGGGACGCGCGGAGAAGGCUCUGGCCCUCACAGGGAACCAGGGCAUCGAGGCUGCGAUGGACUGGUUGAUGGAGCAUGAAGACGACCCAGACGUGGACGAGCCACUAGCGACCCCCCUUGGACAUAUCCUGGGACGGGAACCCACACCCACUGAGCAAGGUGGCCCUGAAAGACCUGGGUCUGUUGUGGGAGAAAGCAAACCCAUUUUGACUGAAGAGGAAAGACAAGAACAGACUAAGAGGAUGUUGGAGCUGGUGGCCCAAAAGCAACGGGAACGUGAAGAAAGAGAGGAGCGGGAGGCACUGGAGCGGGAACGGCAGCGCAGGAGACAAGGGCAAGAGUUGUCAGCUGCCCGACAGCGGCUACAGGAAGAUGAGAUGCGCCGGGCUGCUGAGGAGCGGAGGAGGGAAAAGGCUGAAGAGUUAGCAGCCAGACAAAGAGUCCGAGAAAAGAUCGAAAGGGACAAAGCAGAGAGAGCCAAGAAGUAUGGUGGUCAUGGAGGUUCUCAGCCAUGCCCACCAACAACAGAGCCAGGCCCCGUUCCCUCCUCUCCCAGCAAGGAGCCUCCCACGAAGCGAGAGUAUGACCAGUGUCGCAUACAGGUCAGGCUGCCAGAUGGGAGCUCACUGACCCAGACAUUCCGGGCACGAGAACAGCUGGCAGCUGUGAGGCUCUAUGUGGAACUCCACCGUGGGGAGGAGCUGGGAGGGGGCCAGGACCCUGUGCAGUUGCUUAGUGGCUUCCCCCGGCGGGCCUUCUCAGAGGCUGACAUGGAGCGGCCUCUGCAGGAGCUGGGACUUGUGCCUUCUGCUGUCCUCAUUGUGGCCAAGAAAUGUCCCGGCUGAGAGGCCUUUAUCCCACCAUCCUUCUCUGACCUCUCUUCAUCUUUGAUAAAGCACUGACAUUACCUUCCUAAUAAAUAGACCCUC